This is a messenger RNA of Alternaria postmessia, 1665 nucleotides long. RefSeq lists its product as uncharacterized. The record is from RefSeq and is a predicted model, not a curated record. Gene Ontology annotation, biological process: transmembrane transport. Gene Ontology annotation, molecular function: transmembrane transporter activity. Bases 1 to 1665 code for a protein of 554 amino acids. NCBI's taxonomy places the organism in Eukaryota, Fungi, Ascomycota, Dothideomycetes, Pleosporales, Pleosporaceae. The transcript has 3 exons.
AUGACGGAACGCGAGUCCAGGCAACCUUCGCCCGCCCGAGCUGGCACAGGACCAGUUUCCGAGAAAGAUGAUUCUGAGCGCCGACCCAGCGUACCAGCUGAGGCCAGCGACGAGGAGAAAUGGGAUGUCAACGUCCCCGUCGAUCCUCAAGGAGUCCACCACCCCUCCAUGGUACCCGGUCCAGACGGAAAGCGCGAGUUGAGGGAAUGGGAGUGUUGGGAUAAGCUCGCAUACUCCUGGCCAAAGUGGAAGAAGGCCAUGUAUUUGGCUUCCAUUGCUGGAAUUCAAAUCUCCAUGAACUUCAACACGUCGGUAUAUCCUAGCGCUGUCAACCCCAUCUCUGAACAUUUCGGAAUCAGCGCACAGGCAGCGCGCGUUGGACAGAUGAUCUAUCUGGUCUUCUACUCCUUUGGGUGCGAACUGUGGGCGCCAUGGAGCGAGGAAUUUGGUCGAUGGCCCAUUCUACAGCUCAGUAUGCUGCUCAUCAACAUCUGGGAAAUCCCCUGUUCUGUUGCCCCGAACUUCGGCACCAUCGUGGUCUGCAGAGCUCUUGGUGGUCUCUCUACAGCUGGAGGUAGUGUUACUCUUGGUCUUAUUGCCGACAUGUACGAACCAGAGACUCAGCACUGGCCUCUAUGCUUUAUUGUAUUGUCUUCUACGAUCGGAACGUCUAUCGGCGGUGUAAUCGGCGGACCCAUCGAAAAAUACCUUACAUGGCAGUGGAACUUCUGGAUCCAAUUGAUCUUUGGUGUUGCUGUCCAAGCAGUGCAUUUCUUCAUGCCGGAGAGCCGAGCUACCAUUCUUAUCGACCGCGAAGCGAAGAGACGUCGUGAGACUGGCGAAGAUCCCAACGUUUAUGGACCAAACGAACUCAAGAAGCCGCGAAUCUCGCUCAAGGAAGCUGGAAAGAUCUGGCUCCGACCAUUUGAGAUGUUCGUCCGUGAGCCUAUCGUGUUGCUCCUAUCGCUCCUCUCCGGUUUCUCUGACGCUCUGAUCUUCACGUUCCUGGAGGCUUUCAACGUCACUUUCCCGAACAACUUUGGUUUCGGUACGCUGCAGGUAGCUUGGGCGUUCAUUCCAAUCAACGCCUCCUACUUCUUCACAUACUUCCUGUACUGGCCUUGGUUCUGGCGCGAUGAUCACCUACGCAAGAAGAAUGGCCCUGACUGGAUGUCGCCAGAGCGGCGUUUGAAACCACUUCUGUUGCUUGCGUUGUUUGAGCCCAUCGGGCUGUUUGGCUUUGCUUGGACCUGUAUGGGACCACCUCAAACGCAUUGGAUAGCACCAAUGAUCUUUUCGUUCCUCGUCGGCCUUGCAAACUUCGCAAUCUACUACUCUUCCGUCGAUUACAUGAUCGCUGCGUACGGUCCAUACUCGGCUUCAGCCACUGGCGGAAACGCGUUUGCUCGUGAUUUCCUCGCCGGUAUCUCGGCUAUGUACGCCACACCUCUGUACAACAAUCUCGCAUCUACGAGUCCCCAGAAGUCUGAGUAUGCCACCACUCUUUUGGCAUGCUUGUCGUGUCUGGUCGUGGUGCCGAUCUACGUUUUCUAUUGGAAGGGCCCGCAGAUCAGGAAGGCUAGUAAAUUCGCCUCUAUCCUUGCGGAAGACAGGAAGGCGGAGGGCGUCAGACGGCUCAGUAAGGCUGACAACCUACCGGCCUAA